Molecule: messenger RNA, 5668 nt
Organism: Botrytis cinerea B05.10
Lineage: Eukaryota; Fungi; Ascomycota; Leotiomycetes; Helotiales; Sclerotiniaceae
Exons: 4
Coding region: 335-4303 (1322 amino acids)
Cellular component (GO): membrane
Molecular function (GO): ATP hydrolysis activity; ABC-type transporter activity; ATP binding
Source: RefSeq, a predicted model, not a curated record
GCCAGGAUAUCAAGAACCUUGAGGCAAAUCAACAGAAAAUGGCCAAUCCGCGUAGAUAACAUCGAUGUUCCAUUCGAUGGAGUUGGAUUCAUCUCAAAUAAAUGUCUAAGUAUAUUUCAUCUUAUCUCUUUGAUCUCAUCCAUCUCGAACACGAUGUCAUGUGCGAUUUAGAAUCCAUGAAACAGGCUGGUGAGAUUUCCAUUAGGCUAUUUACUCUUUGACAGCAGGGAGGGGAUAUCUCGAAACCUCAAACCAACCCACGUGGACCAGCAUACAGCAUACAGAAACAUAUACAUUGAGAUAGAAGAUGCGACUGUAGGGAAAUUCUCAAAACAUGGACUCGAAGGAUGAGCAUAAAGCUCAGGAAGCCAAGGCCGAAUCAUCGUUAUCCAUUCGCUCGCAACCACUGGCCUCAUCAGCCACAAAUGAACAUGAUGCGACAAAUCUCCAAGCUAUCACAACUACCCAGAGCAAUACACUUUCUCUGUCUGCUGUAGAACCGGUCGAUGUUCAGAUACGAAAUCUCUCCGUGAACGUUGAUAUCUCUCCUUCAGCAUUUUCAAUUGAACGAUGGAUACCACGAAAAAAGGUCCAAGAUGGAUUCGCCACUCCCACCACGAAACAAAUCUUACACUCAGUAUCUGCCUCGAUGCCCAUCGGAACACUUACUGCCAUUAUUGGGGGCAGUGGUUCGGGAAAGACAACUAUGUUAAAUACAAUGGCUGAGCGCAUGACAAGUGGUCGAUUAACAAUUGGUGGAACUACAACUUUCAAUGGGAUGGAAGGUGUACACAGUGUUCGUAGUGCAUAUGUCAUGCAACAAGACGUAUUACUACCAACUUUGACAGUUAGGGAAACUUUACGAUAUGCCGCAGACCUGCGAUUACCGCCACCGACAACUGAGAAGGAAAGGAGGAACAUUGUGGAGGAAGUGAUCUUGGAGCUUGGUUUGAAGGAAUGCGCCGACACUCGAAUUGGUAGCACACAGCACAAGGGUUGCUCUGGGGGAGAGAAAAGAAGAACUAGUAUUGGCGUACAAUUGUUAAGCAACCCAAGCGUCUUAUUUUUGGACGAACCGACCACUGGACUUGAUGCGACAAGUGCAUUUCAGCUAGUCAGAACCCUCAAAGGGUUGGCCAGGAAAGGUCGGACAAUUAUUACAACUAUUCAUCAGCCUAGAUCCGAAAUAUGGGGAAUGUUUGAUGGUCUAACAAUCUUAACAAGAGGUAGUCCAGUAUAUUCUGGCAAAGCUGCGGACUGCUUGUCUUGGUUCAAAGGAAUUGGCAUGGAGCUACCGGCAUUUGUCAAUCCAGCGGAGUUCUUGAUUGAUAUUGCUGCUAUUGAUAAUCGCUCCCCUGAGCUCGAGGCAACUUCUUCUGCAAGAGUUGAAAAUUUGAAACUUGCUUGGGCGGAAGAAAAUGAUAAAAGGUUCUUCCAAGUUUCCGAAAAGAGUACUGCUACUGAGACGCCGAAUGCAAAACGUCUUGCAACAAAAAACUGGACACGACAUUCUCCGUUCGUUCGUCAGACUCGUGUACUAACUUCUCGAACCUUUGUCACGACCUAUCGAGAUCCUAUGGGCAUGUUUGGAUCUCUUAUAGAAGCAAUCGGAAUGGGGAUUAUGAGUGGGUGGGUGUUCUUUAACCUGGGGGAAGAUCUUUCUGGUAUUCGCAGUCGCGAAGGUGCUCUUUACAAUGCCGCUGCAUUACAAGGGUAUCUCAUGCUUUUAUUCGAAACAUAUCGUUUGACGAUUGACAUACAACUCUUUGAUCGUGAGAAUAACGAGAAUGUUGUGGAUGUUAUCCCUUUUCUGCUCAGUAGAAGGAUUGCAAGGUUCUUUACCGAAGACUUUCCUGUUCCUCUGAUAUUUUCACUCAUAUCUUAUUGGAUGGCAGGGUUUAGAUCGGAUGGCUCGACUUUCCUUACUUUCUUUUCUAUUGUGUUGCUCUGUCAAUAUAUUGCGGUUACCUUCGCCAUGACGUGUAUAGCGGCCUCGAGAAACUUUGCUGGUGCAUCUCUCAUUGCAAAUAUGGGUUACACAGUUCAGAGCUUUGCCUGUGGAUUUUUCGUACAAGUAAACACUAUUCCGGUGUACGUACGUUGGCUGAAAUGGACAGCCUAUGUCUUUUAUGCGUUUGGUGCUUUGUGUUCAAACGAAUUCGUAGGCCAGUUUUAUGAUUGCCCGUAUGAAGGCGGAGAAUCAAAUCCAGCCUGUGUAGAAUACACAGGCGCAUUCAUUAUAGAUUCUCUGGGAUUUCCUGAUAACUGGGUUGUCAGGCCAAUCAUCUUUCUGCUCUGUUAUUCAAUCAUGUUCUACGGACUUGCGGGUAUUGGUCUACGAUUCAUAAAGGUUGAAAUGACGAUUGCCAGAGCUAGAGGGUCAGAUGCGGACUUUUCAGCAGGAAAAGAAAAGAUGACAGUAAGGUCUGCGGCGGAGGUUCGAACUGUUGAUAUCGGCCUUGAUAAAUUCGCCUUGGAUCUUGAGAAACGUAAUUCAUUUGGGAGAAAACAACCCACCAAAACCAUAUUGAAUCCUGUCACAGCAACAUUCCAAGCUGGUGUGCUAAAUGUCAUUAUGGGACCAUCAGGUAGUGGUAAAACAUCUCUUCUCAAUGCGAUGGCUUUGCGACUACGUAAUUCCAUCGGAACAAAGUAUCGACCAAGUGGAGACAUGACUUUCAAUGGUGCAGUCCCAUCGGAUUCAGUCAUACGAUCUGUUUGUUGUUAUGUAUGUCAAGAUGAUGAUGCACUCCUUUCGUCAUUGACGGUUAGGGAAACCCUUCACUUUGCAGCUGGGUUACGACUUCCAUCAUUCAUGACGAAGGAGCAGAAAACUCGACGUGCUGAAGAUGUUCUUUUGAAAAUGGGUCUGAAAGACUGUGCGGAUAAUCUUAUUGGGUCUGAUCUUAUAAAAGGUAUAUCAGGUGGCGAAAAGCGUAGAGUAACUAUCGCAGUUCAAAUUCUGACGGAUCCAAGGGUGCUUCUCUUGGAUGAACCAACCUCUGGUUUAGAUGCAUUCACCGCUUCAUCCAUCAUGGAGGUACUUCAAGGUCUUGCACAAGAAGGUCGAACUCUAAUCCUCACAAUCCAUCAAUCUCGCUCGGACACUUUCAAGCAUUUUGGGAGUGUUCUUCUGUUAGCACGUGGAGGCUUUCCCGUUUAUGCUGGUAAAGGCUCUGAUAUGAUUUCACAUUUUGAUAACUUGGGUCAUCCAUGUCCUACUACGACAAAUCCAGCCGAUUUUGCACUCGAUCUAAUUACCAUUGAUCUACAACAGUCUCGUCGAGAGGAGGCUACUCGUUCAAGAGUGAGAGAUCUUAUCAAUUCUUGGUCAUCUGGAGAUUUCGCAAAAGCUAUCAUCCCAACCACAAUAUCUACUCCUGCAGAACUGGGAUCUCUCGUUCGCAAAUCAUCUGGAUUUUUCUCUGCAUACCCCAUUCUGGUCCAUAGAGCUUCGAUCAAUUUCCGUCGACAACCUGACUUACUCCUGGCUCGAACCAUGCAAGUCUUAGGUCUCGCCAUAAUUCUCGCUUUGUUUUUCGCACCCUUAAAGCAUGACUAUUAUUCCGUACAAAAUAGAUUCGGUUUCAUCCAAGAAUUUUGUGCAUUUUAUUUCGUAGGUAUGCUGCAAAAUGUAGCAGUCUAUCCUAAUGAAAAAGACGUAUUUUACCGAGAAAACGACGAUGGCAUUUACAGCGUUGAAGCAUUUUUCUCUCAAUAUACUACACUGGAGAUACCAUUUGAGAUAUUCACAUCUUUAAUCUUUGCGAUAUUGACAGAUUUAGCUACGGGAUUACCCAGAAAUGCUCAGGUAUUCUUUGUGUGCUUCUUCAAUUGCUUUUGCAUCAUUAAUUGUGGGGAGAGUUUGGGUAUUAUGUUCAAUACACUUUUCUCCCACACAGGCUUCGCAGUAAACCUCACAAGUGUGUUCCUAUCAAUAGCCCAAUUCAUGUCCGGUAUCAUGUCCAUUGGUAUGCCUGCGUUUCUCCAAGCAGUGAAUUAUCUCUCGCCUAUUCGCUAUGCUAUUAGGAAUUUAGCGCCGUACACAUUGAGGAGCAUUGUCUUUACGUGUACCGAUGCGCAAAAAUUACCUGAUGGCAGUUGUCCCAUAAAUACCGGGGUGGAAGCACUGGAUCUUUAUGAUUUGAAUACGGAUGCCUUGUGGAAUAUUAUUGCACUGGGCAUUUGUACUUUGAUUUAUAGGGGACUGGCGUAUGUGCUAUUGAAGGGGAUGAGAACGCAUUGGAAAGGUGUUGGAAAGAGAGGGAAAGGGAGUGAGAAUUUAAAUGAACCGAGAGUAUGAGAAGUAACAAAGCUCUUCAAGUCAAUUCUAUUGUUGGUUACUAGCUAUUACAAAUCUUUGAAUGCCAGUGAUUCUUUGGAGUUGAACAUAUUUGAUAGAUGGCGCGCUCUGUCGAUGCACUUUGUGGUUUUAUUAUCCACAUGCAUCUACAUAUACAUUUUUACACAUCAUUAAUGGCUUCAAACUCAAACUCAAAACCAAAGCAUGCAUAUAUCUUCAUCAUCCCCUCUCCUAGAUCCCCCCAUCCUAUUCACAAUCUUAGCUCAAUUACUCUCUAAUCCAAACCACCCGAUUUUAAGAUCAUAAAAUCAUAAGAGUUGAAUUAUUAGAGCUCAUCUCAUUGCAUUAUGUUCACUCCCAUCAAAUCAUUGCUUCGAGGAAAUGCAUUUCGCACAGCAUAUUUUCGAUGCCUGAUCUCUUGCUACUCUUCGCGUAUGUGUGAUGUAGUAUCUCAUCUCACCUCAUCUCAUCCCAAAUUAGCGCGCUGAGCGCUGAGCGCGGCGUAUUUCUAGUGAGGUGGGGGAUAAACGAGGUUGCAUUGUGAUAAGUGUCGUAAGCAAGUAAAUCGGUGUGCGGAUCAGAACAUUUGAUUCGCGACAUUUUUGGGGGCGGUUUGAUAUAGAUGUUAGGUCAUAGGGCGAUGCGAAUAUUGAUAAAUGAUACGAAUGGAUGGUGAUGCUGAUUGUUGGAGAAGAGUUGGAAGGUUGGAGAUUAUGGGGCGUAGAUUACGGGGGUGGAAAAUUCGUAUUGAGUGGAUUGAAUUUGAUUGUUGGUGUGGUGGGGUUUUUUUGUUUGGGGUGAGAUAGGGGCUGUGUGGUGGGGCUGGCCCCAGAGAGAAAGUGUGACGGGGUGAGAGAGUAUGAGAGGGUGAGAGGGAAUAAAUUUAAGGUGAUUAGUAGAUGGUGGUGGUGAUGGAAAGGUGAUAUUGAUAUUGGCAGUGACAGUGACAGUGAUAGUGUGAUGAAGAAGUUGGAAAGUGCAAAGCGGAAUAGAUCAGGUGGAGGGGAGAUAUGGGCGAGAAUUGGUGGAAUUGGUAUAUGUGUGUCAGGUUGGAUGGACUUACGAGUGAGAUUGUGAUGUUGGUAUUGGUGAUGAUAGGGUGUUGAAUUCUGGCUAGAAUCUUCAGGUUGCUUGGCGUAGUCGGAUCGUAGAAAUUUUCUUAUCUUUCUAUUGAUGAUAUUGUUAGCUAGUAGCUAAAGGUUGGCAUUCUUGGGGCCGUUAGGUUGUGGAGUUUCCUUGUAUUGUGACUCGUAACUGGCGCAUGCGUGAUAUCGAUCUUGAUUCCAGCUAGUUUCUUGGUUUUAUGCUUGCGGUUGCGGUUGCUGGUGUGAUAUCUGAUAUCUGAUUUCGAAUUAUUUGCGGUCA